CAUCGAACGACCACCAUGGGACUCGAACCCACAAUCUCUAGCUAAACGUCUCCGGAAACUAGCGCGUUAACCAUUACGCUAGGCGGCCGUAAAGCAUUUGCUAGAAGACCUAUAUAUCUGGUACUCUUUAUAUUUUCUGCAAAUUUCAUUGCACGUGAAAUUAAGUGGUUUAUGGCCAACACCAUCCCAUCUACAGUGUACGACAGCCUAUUGUUGAAGCUCGUCACAGUCCUCGAAUUAACGCAGAAGCCAGACGGUAUAUCCACUCCUCAGGCGAAGCAGGCGGUCCUCCAAGCGACGAAUGAGUUCAAAACACUCCUUCUGACCGCCAAAAACCUGGCAGACAACCUUCCGGGGGGUGAUCUGGAUAUUGUUGAUCAAGAUAAUGUGAUUGAGAUGCUCACAACAUUGAGGGAUCGUAAACGCGAUCAGUUAGUCGAGUUCUCUUCUAAAUCCUCGCAAGUUGCUUCUGCGGUGGGCACGCAUAUGUUCACCGAUGCGGGAAUGGAAAUUGAUUCGAUGGCGAGCACGCCAAUGACUUGACAAUAUUUUCAAUUUGUAGAUCAUGUCGCUCGCCGCAGACAUAAUCGAUUACUCUGCGCCGAAACAGCCUGAUCUUCCUUGGUGCGUUACAAACACCUACCUACCUUAACAAAAGGAAAAUGUCAGAAUAAAGUAUUAAGUAGUGUAUAUGUCAGUUGGGUUCUACGAGUAUUAUCAAGCACUCAAGUGCAACGCUAAAGAAACUUCUACAUCCUUCGAACGAGGGACAAAACGACACUUGAAAGGAAGUGGGUGAUUGAACAAAGUUGGCCCUGAAUACCACUUGGCUUUGGGCUUUAUUAGGUUCCCGUUCUCAUCAAGC
Lentinula edodes (shiitake mushroom) is the source of this 865-nucleotide messenger RNA. RefSeq lists its product as uncharacterized. The record is from RefSeq and is a predicted model, not a curated record. Lineage: Eukaryota; Fungi; Basidiomycota; Agaricomycetes; Agaricales; Omphalotaceae. The transcript is spliced from 3 exons. The coding region runs from base 172 to 543 and encodes 123 amino acids.